UGUCAGCACACCCCAGCCAGCCAAAUUUGGGCUCCGCUCCGAGGAACCCGCGCCGCCGCUCGCCGGCCGCAACGGUGCAAACCGCCUCGCGCGCGUCUCCUUACUAAGGCCGCUGCGCGACGCGGUAGACGAGGCCAUCCAUCAUUUCAUGCUCCGGUUCCCCCACCCGCGCGCGCUCUCCCUCCCCUUCCAUGGGGUGCGCGGCGUCGAGCGACAGGGCUGAGCGGCGGCGGCGAGGGCGGGCGCUGGGGUACAGCGAGGCGUCCACCACAGGGCUGCUGGCGGUUCGGCAGCAAGGCCAGGAGGCGGGGUCUGUGACAGCGGCCGCAGGAAGGAGGCGAGGGUGCAAGGUGGUGCCGGAGCCCAAGGAGGAGGAACCGGCACCGGCGCUGACGAUGCCCGGCUCUCCCAGCUUCAGGUACUACUGCCAGAAGACGGCGGCCGUAGACGCUUUGGUUGCCGACGCCGACGCCGACGGCAACGAUAGCGACGGCUCCGUCAGAAUCACGGAGACGUCUCAGGCGCCGAAGACGAACCAACUCACGGUGAAAGGCACCACAAAGAAACACACGGUUAUCGAGGUGUCCAAACCUAAAGAGGCAACCAGGUGGCUAAGGUUCAGGGGCUUGGCGAUUGUCGCGGCUGCUUGGUACAACCUGUUCAGCCGCCACAGCAGCAAAACGGCUUCGCCGCCUCCGGCUGCCGCGGCCGCAAAAUCUCAUCCUCCCUGCCCUGCUCCAGCCCCUGCUGCUCCUACAAGAUCCCAUCCCUGACCAGGCAGCGCUCUGUGGGAUCUUUUACAUAUUACUACGUCUCAGCUUGUAAAAACAUGGCUGAUUCAGUCAUCGUUUAUGAUGCUAGCUUUGCAUCAUUUGCUGUUUUUAAUCUUGGUUGUUGCUUGUAAGCUAACCCUGUAAUUGAGAAAUUGAUUCUGUAAAUGAUGUAAGGGGCAUCAGCACCGGACUGCUCCUGUUGACCAUUAGAAGGCAAUGCAAAUUAGUUUUCAAAAAGAGAGCAACAAUAC
This is a messenger RNA of Phragmites australis (common reed), 1024 nucleotides long. RefSeq lists its product as uncharacterized. Lineage: Eukaryota; Viridiplantae; Streptophyta; Magnoliopsida; Poales; Poaceae. Bases 192 to 773 code for a protein of 193 amino acids. The record is from RefSeq and is a predicted model, not a curated record. The transcript is spliced from 3 exons.